AAUACACCUAUAUGUUCUGAGAAAGUUCCAUUCUAUCAUUAUUUGUUCUACAACAGAGUACUAACCCAGGUAUGUACAUAGGUAGGUGUGCUGUCCCGGCUGGGUGCUGUAUGUAUGCAUCAGCUUGUUUGCAUCUCACCUGCGGUGGCCAUCACCAUACCAUCAUUCUUUGACAGCCUGAAAUUUGUAUCAUCUCUCACAUUUCUAUCUCAAAAACACCAUUUUCAAACCCUCACAUAUCAUCCCUCUCGUUUAAGAUCAAACUUUUCUCUCCCCUCUCUCUCUCCUAAAUUGACUUCCCGGCCCAGCCGUCGAUCACCUGUCUGCACAACACUUCCUGUUUAAGGGCCAGUAUUUGCAGCUCCAGCUUGGUAAACCCCAACUGUCGCAUCCGCCUGAAGCUAGCCAAGGGGUUCUGCCUGGCAAUUUGUGGUCAGAAUGUCUGAUCAGGCAAUACUCCGCAUCACAAGAGAAAUCAAACAGAUACAACAGAGUGCAGAUGUUUUCUUGGACACCGGGAUGAACAUUCCGCUUAUGGACUCUUUACUAAUCCCUAUGCUAGCUAUCGCUGUGAGCUAUGAGGACUCUGAUAUUAGGAAUGUUCGCGCUGUUAUUCUGGGGCCUCCAGAGACCCCCUAUCAGUUUGGUUUUUUCGAGUUUCACAUUAAGUUUCCAAAAGAUUACCCUGCGAGCCCUCCUACGGUGCGCGCAGCAACUACUAACGGCGGGACAACUCGUUUCAACCCUAAUAUCUACGCUGGAGGCAAGGUCUGCUUGUCAAUUCUAGGCACUUGGACCGGUGAGAGUGGAGAGCAGUGGUCCUCUGCACAAGGGCUAGAGUCUGUUUUGCUUUCUAUUCAAAGUUUGAUGUCGUCGAACCCCUACGAAAAUGAGCCCGGAUAUGAGCAUGCGAAAUCAGAUUCAGAUCGGGAAAACAUGGUGGCUUACACGGAAAAGAUACGACACGAAACGCUUCGUCUUGCGGUUAUUGAACCACUGGAAACAUCCUUGGAUAUAUUGCCGGAUGGCUCUACAAAGUCUCCAGGCGUAAAGAUAUCUGAGGAGGACAGUGAAUCUUGGUCGGAUGACGAGAUUAUCGGCUAUGAAAAUCCGUUUACCGAUCUUCGCAAGCGGCGCUUCUUAUGGUAUUACGAGUCUUACAUGCGCCUUAUUGACAGAGAGGAGCGAUAUGGACCUACGUCGCGUAACCGUAAGUUUCAGAAGAUGCCUUUCGAAAGUGCUGGCAAUACUAUGGAAGGUCAUUUUGACUACAUUGCAUUGCGACAGCGGUUGAUUCGUAUUAAAGAAAGAAUCAUGGAAGAAACAGAAGGGUGGCAUGCACAAGGACUGCAGGCUCAAAAGGAGGAGCUUGGCAUCGCAGUAAACUUGCAGCGUCAGUACGAACAGAUCGUCGAAGAUCUUAAGCACCAGAAGAAUUACACGAUUGAUUUGAAUAUUGUCGACGGAAACCCUUUCGUAUGGAUUGUCACAUACUUUGGGCGGCCCACUACGCCGCUAGACGGCGGGAUUUUCAAGAUGAAAAUACACCUGAGCCCACGAUUUCCGGAAGAGCAGCCUCGAGUGUUCAUGGAGACGUCUAUUUUUCAUAUUCGCGUGUCUAAAGAAAAAGUCCUAUGCUAUCUCCCGAAACGAACGGAGGAAAUGCGCUAUCACAUUGAGGCGAUCAUUGCGUCUUUGGAGGAGGAAUCGCCGCCGUAUGACCCACGGGCUACCAUCAACCCGGACGCAUCCAAGUUGUUCUGGGGUUCUCCUGAAGAACGUAAACAAUACAGGCGGACACUUAGAAGGGAUGUUGAGAAAUCUAUCGAAGAUACAUUUGAGUAAGAUACUUGAGGGUGUUUAACAAUCAGCAUUGGAGAUCUUAGCACUCACAUUCUUACCCCCAUGAAGCUCAUGAAAGACUGGAUUUGAAUGAAUGUCUUCCCCUUCACAUUAAAAAAAAACCCAUGACUCCCCGACUCUUCCCAUUCCUGGACACCCCUGGAACAUGAUUAACGAUACUACUAUGAAGCGCCUUACCCACCAUAGUACUGAUGAUUAGUUAUUGAGAGGGCAUGAGAGCUCCAUAAAUGUUCUAACUUUGACGAAAUCUUGCGUUGUCAUACAUCGCAUAAUGAACCUACAUUUCC
This is a messenger RNA of Aspergillus ochraceoroseus IBT 24754, 2150 nucleotides long. Its product is annotated as ubiquitin-conjugating enzyme E2. The transcript is spliced from 9 exons. The record is from RefSeq and is a predicted model, not a curated record. Gene Ontology annotation, molecular function: ubiquitin conjugating enzyme activity; cysteine-type endopeptidase inhibitor activity. Lineage: Eukaryota; Fungi; Ascomycota; Eurotiomycetes; Eurotiales; Aspergillaceae. Gene Ontology annotation, cellular component: nucleus. The coding region runs from base 439 to 1845 and encodes 468 amino acids. Gene Ontology annotation, biological process: negative regulation of apoptotic process.